Frankliniella occidentalis (western flower thrips) is the source of this 1331-nucleotide messenger RNA. Its product is annotated as synaptobrevin-1. The record is from RefSeq and is a predicted model, not a curated record. NCBI's taxonomy places the organism in Eukaryota, Metazoa, Arthropoda, Insecta, Thysanoptera, Thripidae. Gene Ontology annotation, cellular component: SNARE complex; plasma membrane. Gene Ontology annotation, biological process: vesicle-mediated transport; vesicle fusion. Gene Ontology annotation, molecular function: SNAP receptor activity; syntaxin binding. The coding region runs from base 197 to 589 and encodes 130 amino acids. The transcript is spliced from 6 exons.
CUUCAGUCGCCGGAAAGAACUGUUGCUUGCUCUGCUUGCUUCCCCAAUCUUUGUCGGGUCAGUUUCAGAUCGCCCUUGAUAACGUUCGUUUAGUUUGUACCUGCGCUCUGUCUGCAGGGCCGAGUGCGAGUUUCGCGGUUGUCAUCAUCUGCAUCUGUAGCAGUCUUUAUUUGAACAGUCUGCGAUUUUGAGGAACAUGGACAGGUCUGGUGGAUUUUCCGGCAGCUCUGGGGCAAGUGGGCCGCCAGGAUCACAGCUGGGUAACUCUCAAAAGAAACUGCAACAGACUCAAGCCCAAGUUGAUGAGGUCGUGGAUAUUAUGAGAGAAAAUAUUGAUCGUGUCCUGGAGCGAGAUGAAAAACUGACUGAAUUAGAUAGUCGAGCAGAUGCACUCAGGAUGGGAGCAUCAGCUUUUGAACAACAAGCUGCAAGGUUGAAGCGUAAAUUCUGGUGGCAAAAUAUAAAGAUGAUGAUCAUCAUGGGAGUGAUAGGAGUUGUCCUCCUCGCUAUUAUCAUAAUCUGGAUUGCAUCAUCUGUUGGUUCGGACAGUCCGAAUCCAAGUACUGUUGCUCCUGCUCCGAAACCAUGAAGUAAGUCCUCACUGUCAUAAACAGACAUCAAUUUGCAAUCAAAUUGCACUUUUUAAAAUUGGAUCAUUGAUCCUGUAAAUGUUUUAUUCUAUUGGUUUUUUCAAACAAAAUAAUUUAAACAUUGGGUCUGUUUAGUACAUAAGGGUUUUAUUAGCCGUCAAGGAACAAUAUUCUUAUUGCUUGGCAGAUGUUCCUUUUUCUUAACAAGGACUAGGACUAAGGCUUUGUUAACUCUAAAAUUUUUGUUGGAUAAAAACGUCUAUAUUGUUAUUUUACCAUUUUUAUAUAUAUUCAUACAUUACGUAAGUAAGUCUUCAAUAGCAUGAAUGAAAAAUUCAUGCCAAAAGUAAUGUGGUAGCAUUUAUUACAAAACGUGGAACAAGUUUAUUUAGAAACAUGUGAUAAUUGUUUUGCAUUAAUGCGUGUCCAGUCUUCAGUAAUGCUAAAGUUUUUAAAGCUUGUAAUCUUAUUUGGUUUUGUUUUGUGGUAUAAUGUUGUAUUGUAUUUUAUUUACAAUGUGGGAUAGGAUUUUUCAGUAUUCAUCCUUCAAUUUUGCUCUUGAACUGCUUGAGCCUGUGAUAUCUGCUUCUGUGCUCCAGGCUAGGGAAAAUUUUCACAAGAUCUGUGGAAUUUGUUACUGUUGUAAUGGUCCCUCAUUCCAUCGUGUUGAAGUUGUGCUUUUCAGUAGUACUAAUUCGGAUAUGUAAAAUAAUUUCAUUAUUAAAUAAUUCAUAAAAUGUA